Molecule: messenger RNA, 282 nt
Organism: Dracunculus medinensis (Guinea worm)
Lineage: Eukaryota; Metazoa; Nematoda; Chromadorea; Rhabditida; Dracunculidae
Source: the annotation of a GenBank genome assembly
AUGGUGACUCAUCAAAGAGAAAGUUCUCUGUACGGCGGCGAGGAAUUAGCCAUAUCAGCGUGGAAUGUCCGAAUGCUUAUGGACAUUGCAAGUCAAGCGAUCACCCUUUCUAAAUAUCGCGUGGAUAUAGUUUACCUAUCGGAAACCCGUCUUCUUCAUUUCGGAUCUCAAGUAAUUAUAAUCCUGGCUCGGAGCAGAGAUACUGGCUAUGGUUAUGGUGCUUCGAAUAAUGGCGUAGCGACUGUCAUGUCUGACAAGGCCCAUUCCGCUUUGAUAGAGUGA